AAUCGUUAAACAGGCCGUUGGUGGCGUCCAGCCAUUAUGCCCAACCAAAGAUCUCUACAGCAGUUCUCGGCAUUGUUAUGGAAGAACUGGAAAAUAAAGUACCGCUCCAAGGGGAGCAUUUUCUUUGAGUUAGUGUUCCCGUUGUUGAUAGCCAGUAUGGUCAUGUACGUUCAAUCCAAGGGGAAGACUGUGAUCGAGAAACCCGCAGUUCGAUUUGAGCAAGAGUGGACUUUCUUCCUGUACGAAGAUUUUCAGCUGGUCUUGUUUUACACGCCGGUCUCCCGAGCAUUGGAGCAGAUGUUGAAAGUGGACGAGGGAAGAACAUUUCCCGCCGGUAAGUCUUACCCGACCGUAGCAGAAGCCAAGAUGGGCUAUGACGCCUCUCUAGAACAACACCUCAAGUCACCGAUAGUAAGCUUUCAAAUGGAGGAUGUCAACACAGUGCCCAAAAAUCUCAAGUUCAAGGUCAAUAUAGACAGCAAAUAUGAUGCAGACAAAAUGUACGGGAACAGCCUUGAUCUAACCGUGAAUGAUAUACCUCGCGUCAUGCUUGGAGUGACACAGAUAUUCAUCAACUACUGGCAGAAACAAAACGGCGUCCCUAUGAGUAAAAUAGAUCUGGUUUUCAACCGAAUGCCGACAUUACCCACUAAAGAAUCAGAAAAUAACAUAAGUUUUCUCACUGGUGAAUAUCUACUCACGUUCCUGCCUUUAUUCUGUUUCGCCGCAAUCACGCUGGUGGAGGAGAGGGAGAAGAAGAUUAAGGAGUCCAUGAAGCUGAUGGGGCUGGGCGAGUUGAUCUACUGGAUGUCCUGGUUUGUCAUGAACUUCAUCUACGGCCUGUAUUUGAGCAUUGUGAUGUUGGUGGUGGUCUGUCUCGACUACUCGCAGAUCGGGACACUGAUCAAGUCUUCGUGUCCCUUGUUCUUUAUCUUCGAACUGUUGAUAGUCACCAACACGAUAACAGCGGCCUUCCUUAUGUCAACAAUUAUUAAAAGAGGACGAAUCAUUGGUAUCCUCUCCGUUAUCGUCUAUUUUGGCGUGAAAAUUGGCGCGGACAAUUUCCUAAAGUUAAAGCUUGCCCGAAUGUUUACCUACAUGAUUGGAGUCUUUGUCUACGGCUUUGGCUUUAGAAUGGCAUUACUCGUCCUACACGACAAGGAAUCAGCAGGUAGACCAGUUUAUUUUUCAACAAUGGCUAUCAACGAAAACGAUCCACAUAAAACCUUCCUUGAUGGUAUCCUCAUCAUGAUCAUGAACACAAUGUUUAAUGUCUUCUUUGUCUGGUACUUGAGCAAUGUUUUCCCAGGGGAGUUCGGCACUCCGAAACCUUGCAAUUUUCUCUUUACUAUGGAUAGUUGA
This is a messenger RNA of Physella acuta, 1362 nucleotides long. RefSeq names its product cholesterol transporter ABCA5-like. Gene Ontology annotation, molecular function: ABC-type transporter activity; lipid carrier activity. Gene Ontology annotation, cellular component: intracellular membrane-bounded organelle; membrane. The record is from RefSeq and is a predicted model, not a curated record. Gene Ontology annotation, biological process: lipid transport; transmembrane transport. Lineage: Eukaryota; Metazoa; Mollusca; Gastropoda; Physidae.